AUCAUGUUUGACUGAUCUUUCCCACCGGAUAACAACAACUGCUAUCUGCAGAAAUGUGCUGAUCUAAACUUCUGUUGCUCUUGAACUCCAGAAGCCCUGCUUUGCCGAUGAGGACCACUUAAUCCACGGAAGAGGAGAGAUCCACGUAGCCUCAGCGAAAACAUUGUUUCUUUGGAGUGGCCAUCUCAAUGCUUGCUUGAUGCCAAGGAAUUACAGAUUUUUUUGUGUGGUGGUACAUGUGAGAGGUCGAAAGUGUUUCUCCAACGCGUCCUCCAAAAACUCAGACUGUUUUCCAAAGCAGACGAGUCUCAACCACCUCCUACGGCGGUGAUGGGAAGUGUGAGAACACACAGGUACGGCAUAGUUUCCUCUGAGGAAGGCGGUAUGAAGCUGUCCCCUAUUGCCAUGCAAAAUGGCUACGGCAAUGGAAAUGUGGGUGGCAAAGUGCACAUGCAGCAGCAAGCACAAACCCGCUUCGUCAACAAGGACGGACACUGCAACGUGCAGUUCAUCAAUAUGAGCGAAAAAGGUCAGCGCUACCUGGCUGAUAUCUUCACGACAUGCGUUGACAUCCGUUGGCGUUGGAUGAUGGUCCUCUUCUGCCUCUCCUUCCUAUUGUCCUGGCUUCUUUUCGGACUUAUAUUCUGGCUCAUUGCACUUUCGUCUGGGUACUCGGAGAAUCAAGAGCAGAUAUGCAUUUCGAACGUUGACAGCUUCACGGCAGCAUUCCUGUUUUCCGUGGAGACACAAACAACUAUUGGUUAUGGCUACCGAUAUGUAACAGAGGACUGCCCCUUUGCUGUCUUCAUGGUGGUUUUCCAGAGCAUCUUGGGAUGCAUCAUUGAUGCCUUCAUCAUUGGUGCGGUCAUGGCUAAGAUGGCCAAGCCUAAGAAAAGAAACGAAACCCUUGUGUUCAGUCACUAUGCCACAGUAGCUAUGAGAGAUGGUAAACUUUGUCUAAUGUGGAGGGUCGGGAAUCUCCGGAAAAGCCACCUGGUGGAAGCUCAUGUUCACGCCCAGCUGCUCAAAUCCCGCACCACCGCUGAAGGCGAGUUUAUUCCGCUGGAUCAGAUAGACAUUGAUGUCGGAUUCGACACUGGUAUUGACCGCAUAUUUUUAGUGUCCCCCAUCACCAUCGUGCAUGAGAUUGAUGAGGACAGUCCUUUCUAUGAUAUGAGCAAACAGGAACUGGAAAGUUCGGGGCUGGAGAUAGUGGUGAUAUUGGAGGGCAUGGUGGAAGCUACGGCUAUGACCACUCAGUGUCGCAGCUCUUACGUGACGAGCGAAAUCCUGUGGGGCCAUCGCUUUGAGCCGGUCCUUUUCGAGGAGAAAAACCAUUACAAGGUGGACUACUCACGCUUCGAGAACACCUACGAGGUUCUCAGCACACCUCAAUGCAGCGCUCGAAAUUUGGCCGAAAAGAAGUACAUCAGGUCUAGCUCCAACUCUUUUUGUUACGAGAAUGAAGUAGCAUUCAUUGAUAAAGAGGAAACGGAGGAUGACGACGAUGAUGAUGACGAAGACCAGAAGAACAUCAGAAGGGACAGCGUGGUCUUGGAAGGAUCUAAUAUUGAUGAUGUCAAAACCACAGCUUCCAGUCAGGUUUCUUUACCACUACAAUUCAAACCUUUAAGACAACAGCCUGAGUUAUGACCGAUUUAAGAAAUAUGCAUUGUAUAUGCUGACUAUAUGGUGUGUAGCAUAAAAGGCUGUUUUGCUGCUAUUUUGAAAGCAAAAUGUUGCCAGGAACCCAAAAGUCUGGGUUGCAGAUGUGUUGUAACUUUCACUUAGGCUUGUUAUCUAAGAAGACAGAUCAACAAGCAUUAACUUUCAAAUCAACCCUGACAGUCCAUACGCAAUCAAUUUGUAAUAUAGACAAGAGCAGCACAUAUUGUAGAUAAUAUAAGCUCAGUUAUAAGCUCCAAGCCAAGGAACAG
Molecule: messenger RNA, 1937 nt
Organism: Sinocyclocheilus rhinocerous
Lineage: Eukaryota; Metazoa; Chordata; Actinopteri; Cypriniformes; Cyprinidae
Product: inward rectifier potassium channel 2-like
Exons: 2
Coding region: 331-1653 (440 amino acids)
Biological process (GO): potassium ion import across plasma membrane; regulation of monoatomic ion transmembrane transport
Cellular component (GO): plasma membrane
Molecular function (GO): inward rectifier potassium channel activity
Source: RefSeq, a predicted model, not a curated record